AACUGCAAAACAGUGUCUGACCCAAGCAAGAAAUCUUUAUAUUUGGGGAAAAAAAGAAAAAAAAUCAUCCAAUCAACGUUUGAACCAGACAUCCGGCUUUUCGACUUUUCCUAAAAAAAAAAAGUGAAAUAACGAGAAUAUUACGAUUAGGCCACCGAAUAAAACUGGGAUCGCCUCCUCUCUCUAUUUCUGUCUCUCCAACAAUCGAAUUAUAGAAAGGGAAAAAAAAUUAGAAAAAGACGUUCCGAAACGAAAUAAAUCAUUGCGAGAGUAAAAAGAAAAAGGCUUAAAAGCUUGAAAUCUUCAACAAUGGCGGUUCCUAGGGUUUUGUGAUCGGCGAUUUAUUAUCAAUGGAAAUGCCCGGUAGAAGAUCCAACUACUCUCUUCUUGGCCAGUAUCCUGACGACCCGUAUUCCGUGUCCAUAUCAGGAGCUCCGCCGCCGUACAGCGAUUCGUUUUCGAGCGAAACCACGAGUAAUAAGAACAGCAAAGUGAAAUCAGAGAGAGUUUUAAUCGAUUGGGAUCAAAAUCAGAGUCAGAACCAAAGCCAGAACCAGCAACAAGCGAGCCGAAUCGUCGGCGGCGGUGGGGUAGGAGGAGGAGGGAAUACUUAUGCUUCGUCGAUCGGCCUUCAACGGCAAUCGAGUGGCAGUAGCUUCGGUGAGAGCUCGUUAUCGGGAGAUUGUUAUGUGCCGACCCUUUCUACGACGGCGGCGAACGAGAUUGAUUCGUUCGUGUACGGUCACGAUGAGAGCUUUAGGCAUGGGGAUUUCAGAGCGAAAGUUGAGGGUUCGUCGUUGGGGAAAAGCUGGGCGCAGCAAACGGAGGAGAGUUAUCAGUUGCAGUUGGCGUUGGCUUUGAGGCUUUCUUCGGAAGCUACCUGUGCUAAUGAUCCAAAUUUUUUGGAUCCUGUUCUGGAUGAUUCCGCAAUCAGGACGGCUAGCUCAAGCUCUGCCGAUACAGUUUCCUACCGGUUCUGGGUGAAUGGCUGCUUAUCAUACUCUGACAAAGUUCCUGAUGGGUUUUAUUUAAUUCAUGGAGUAAAUCCCUAUGUCUGGAGUAUGUGCACUGAUCUGCAAGAACAUGGUCGAAUUCCAUCAAUUGAAUCUCUAAGAUCUGUUGACCCUCCUUCUGAUUCACCACUAGAAGUGAUAUUGGUUGACAGAAGAAGUGAUCCGGGUUUAAAGGAACUCCAAAAUAGAGUUCACAACAUUUCUUGUAGCUGCAUAACCACAAAAGAAGUUGUUGAUCAGCUAGCAAAGCUUGUCUGCAGUCGCAUGGGGGGUACAUCUACUACAGGAGAGGAUGAGUUUGUUUCCUAUUGUAGGGAGUCCAGUGAUGAUUUAAAAGAUUGCUUAGGUUCAGUUGUGGUUCCUAUAGGUAGCCUAUCCAUUGGCCUCUGCAGACAUCGAGCUUUACUAUUCAAAGUGCUAGCUGACACAAUUGAUCUACCAUGUCGAAUUGCAAAGGGCUGCAAAUAUUGUAAACGAGAUGAUGCUUCCUCCUGCCUUGUUUGCUUUGGGCUUGACAGGGAGUAUCUUGUUGAUUUAAUUGGGAACCCAGGUUACAUAUGCGAGCCCGAUUCCUUGCUCAAUGGUCCAUCUUCCAUCUCAAUUUCUUCCCCAUUGCAUUUUCCACGUCUCAAACCAGCUGUACCUGCCGUUGAUUUCAGGUCAUUGGCCCAACAGUAUUUUUCGGACUGUGAAUCACUUAAUCUUGUAUUUGAUGAUGCUUCAGCUGGUGCUACUAUGGAUGAAGAAAAUCCUGGAUUCUCUCUUUAUCCCAAGAAAAUUGAUAAGAUUGGCACAGGCAGAAAUAACCUUGUGCAGAUCUCAAGUAUCAUGGAUGAUAUCUCACAGUUGCCACUACCUCCUAAAAUUGCCCGGCCAACUGCUCAUGAUAGAGAUUCCCAAUAUUCUCAAUCCAUAAUACAAUCAAAGAAUCCUUUAAAGCGCAUCUCUCCAAUAGGUCAUCGAGAUUUGUUGAGGGCAACGGGGGAUGCUACUAAGGAUUUAAGGUUUGUUGAGGGCAGUCAACUUAUUCCCAGCAAACCAAGUAGGGAACUUGCCCUUGAAGUUGAUGAUUUUGACAUUCCAUGGAGUGAUCUUGUUUUAAAAGAGAAAAUUGGUGCUGGUUCUUUUGGCACUGUCCAUCGUGCUGAAUGGAAUGGCUCGGAUGUUGCUGUGAAAAUUCUCAUGGAACAAGACUUGCAUGCUGAACACAUCAAAGAAUUUUUGAGUGAGGUUGCUAUAAUGAAACGUCUACGGCAUCCAAAUAUUGUUCUUUUUAUGGGAGCAGUUACUCAGCCCCCAAACUUGUCCAUAGUGACAGAAUACUUAUCAAGAGGUAGCUUGUAUAGGCUUUUGCGUAAGACCGGUGUGAGAGAGGCGUUGGAUGAGAAGCGCCGAUUGAGUAUGGCCUAUGAUGUGGCAAAGGGAAUGAAUUAUCUUCAUAGACGCAAUCCUCCUAUUGUUCAUAGAGAUCUAAAAUCUCCAAAUCUUUUAGUUGAUAAAAAAUAUACAGUGAAGGUUGGUGAUUUUGGGCUUUCUCGUUUGAAGGCAAACACAUUUCUUUCAUCCAAGUCAGCAGCUGGAACUCCUGAGUGGAUGGCUCCAGAAGUUCUUCGUGAUGAGCCAUCAAACGAGAAGUCUGAUGUAUACAGUUUUGGUGUAAUUUUGUGGGAGAUUGCAACAUUGCAGCAACCAUGGGGCAACUUAAAUCCAGCACAGGUUGUAGCAGCUGUUGGUUUCAAGGGCAAAAGGCUUGAUAUUCCACAUGAUUUGAAUCCUCAAGUGGCUGCCAUGAUUAAGGAUUGCUGGGCCGAUGAGCCAUGGAAGCGUCCUUCAUUUUAUGAUAUCAUGGAACGGCUGAAAUCAUUGAUUAAACCGUCCACCCCUCAACCAGGGCGUGCUGACGUGCCAUUGCUUACCUGAAUGGUUGGGACUCCUGCAAAGUUUUCUUGAUGCACAUAAUACAGCAUUCUUUUUGACAUUAUAUGCGUUGCAAGGAUACAUGCUGUUAAAUAAUCUGGUACGCUCUUUUCAACACUUCCGCUUCAAAUUAAAGAACAUGCUAUGCUGUUCUCUUUAGGUGUCCUGUUGAUACUGGGAUCAUGGUGGGCUUCUCCUUGAGAAAAGAAGAGGAAAGCUUCGAAAUUAAUUAUUGUUGUACAUGUCUGUUCUCAUAGCCAAUUGGGACCUCUCUUUUUUAACGUGAACUAAGUGGUUGCUCUGUAUUAACCCCGCCUGUUGGCAAAGGUAAUUGUUUCUACAAGUAAAUUUUUACAUGCAAUUACGGGAAAAGUUGCAUCAUAUCGUCUCUCAUAGAUUUUGUAUGUAAAUAUUGUAACUGAAAUUAGCUCAAUGAGAAGCAGCUUUUCGCUAUUCAGACUUGAGAUCUGUCUCACUUGUAACUACAUAGGCUUUAAAAUGCCUCUAUUCAACUUUUUGAAUUUGAUUAAUAUCACUAAUAUUAUGCAGUGAACUUGUUAAGAAAAAGUUACCUUCUCUUCCAAAAAAUAAAUUUAAUAUUAGACUUGAAAACUUUGUCAUCGAAUUGUGUUUCAUGUUAGACAUAAUUUUAAACAUGGCAUGAACAAGUUUGAUACGAGCACAACAUGAAACUUAAAUGAUACGAAUAAUCAAAACAAGAAAUACGAUACAUUUAUUACAUGUGUUAUGUGCGACAUAAUGUCACUAACAUGUUAUUCAUUUUAAGAAUAAGUAAUAUUAUACGA
Molecule: messenger RNA, 3736 nt
Organism: Durio zibethinus
Lineage: Eukaryota; Viridiplantae; Streptophyta; Magnoliopsida; Malvales; Malvaceae
Product: serine/threonine-protein kinase CTR1-like
Biological process (GO): protein phosphorylation
Molecular function (GO): protein serine/threonine kinase activity; ATP binding
Source: RefSeq, a predicted model, not a curated record